Messenger RNA from Nematostella vectensis (starlet sea anemone), 1137 nucleotides. Its product is annotated as nuclear receptor 2C2-associated protein. The coding region runs from base 206 to 646 and encodes 146 amino acids. The transcript is spliced from 5 exons. The record is from RefSeq and is a predicted model, not a curated record. NCBI's taxonomy places the organism in Eukaryota, Metazoa, Cnidaria, Anthozoa, Actiniaria, Edwardsiidae.
GCUCGAAUCAUCUCGGCUAGAUGGGACACCUUGGAAGCUAAAUCCGACUCGGAGUCAAAAACCUGCAAAAUACGCUAUUGAUUUGGAGAUCGAGACUACAACUGAGACUAAUUAACCGAAAGUUUACCUCUGAGAAAGACUAGGGCGAAUCCACAGCCUUCCCGUAAUCCACAGGUAACACAAAAUAAGAAUAUGUUGGGACAAAAUGGCGGACGAGGCUAGAGUUUGUUUAGUAAGCGAUAAUACUCGUAUAAGAGUCAGUUCUGUGCUAAACAAGAAUGUCAAGGAAUACGGCAAGAAGUACAUGUUCGACGGCAAAGAUGAGACUUGCUGGAACUCCGAUCAGGGCUCACCCCAGUUUGUUAUCUUUGAGUUUCCUCAAGAAGUAAACCUGAAGCGGAUUUGUAUCCAGUUUCAAGGAGGCUUUGCAGGCAAGGAAUGCCAACUAGAAGGAGGUCCAUCUUCAAGCAGUCUAACUCCAUUUCACCAAUUCUAUCCUGAUGAUGUAAAUACCCUUCAAAUAUUUCCUGUAGAUAGCUGCAAAAGAAUGAAAGUCCUAAAAAUAAUAUUCCUUUCAAGUACUGACUUUUUUGGCAGAAUAACUAUCUACAAGUUAGACCUGUUUGGCUCGUGUGUGAGCUCUUGACCCUGUACACCAUUGUUUUACAUCCAGUAGUAGGUAGGCAUAACCAUAAUAUGAAGAUCUUACAAAAAAACAUAUAAUAUUUAUGUAUCUUAUCCAGAAUAGGCUUAGCCUAAGUAGUCUCAUAGUUUGAAUAGACCGUUUUCACGAUGUUGCAUGUGCAAUCAAAAUGCCACAGACUGGCGGGCCACAACUGAUCCAAAAUUUUGUACAAGAUAGAGUUUACAGACGAAGCUAUAUAAAAUGCUAUAGAGUGCUUUUUAGCUGAGUUUUGUGGCUAGUAAGAUUCCACUUCGUCUGCAUUUUAGAUUAUAGCUGUGGCCUGCCAGUCUGUGUCAUUUUGGAUGCGGGUGCAACAUCAUGAAAAUGGUGAUAGCCAAAUUGAUUCCCACAUCAUUCUAUUACAUCCAAUCUUCUUGUACACCAAGAAGCUCCUGUGAGGAAGGCUUUUAUAAUAUGUAUAGAGUUUUCAAAAGCAGUAAGACAAAACUUUA